UCACUCACACUCAUGCCGCGAAUGCUGUGAUAAUGCAGUGCUCCUUUCUCAGAUACGGACUACUCAACCAUCUCGCCGCUAACAACAAGCUUCACGCGCCAAAAUAACUCGAAAACAUCUUAACCCGCGAAAUUUGGCCCGGCGCCUAGUACAGUAAAUAGUCAAUAGUUGUGCUUCAAACAACGCCAUGUCGUCUCCCGAGGGUGCUUGAUCUUUCGGAUUUCGUUCUCUUCACUCAAUAACAUACACGUCAAAAUGUUUGAUUCUACUCUGAAACGGUUUUGGAAAAUAUGGGAAUGGGGCAUUGGGAGAACGGUAGCAGCUACAAUAGCAGCGCAUACAACGUCGAUAUCAGUUGGAAUGUGCCAGGGAUAUUCCGCUGUUCUUUUACCACAACUCAAAGAAGAUGCUAAUGUCAACAUUACUACUGAGGAAGAGUCAUGGAUAGCCAGCUUAGGAGUGAUAUCGACUCCUGGCGGAGCUCUGAUUGCCGGACUAGCUUCAGAAUUGCUGGGAAGGAAAGCAACCGUUCAGCUGACUUCAGUACCGUUCCUAGUUGGAUGGGCGACCAUCGCUCUGUCCACCAACAAGUUCGCGCUCUGCGUAGGCAGAUUCGUUUCUGGUCUUGCGAUAGGUAUGGCAUCGGCGUGCUACAUCUACGUGGCUGAGAUCAGCCUGCCGAACCACCGUGGCUUCCUGUCUGCGUUCGGGCCGAUCUUCGUGUCGCUGGGUGUGCUGGUCGUCUACUCACUGGGCUACUUGCUCUACUGGCAGGAGGUGGCCGUGCUAUGCGCUGCAGUCGCCGUGCUCUCGUUCGUCGUGAUGCACUUUGUGCCCGAGUCGCCCUCGUGGCUCGCCUCCAAGGAGCUCGUCUCCGAGGCCAAGAGCUCACUCACCUGGCUGCGUCGCAGUCCUGCCAUGUGCGACUCGGAGCUCGCCGGCAUACUCCAGUCGCUCAAAGUCGCCAAAAAACAGUCCGAACAGGGUAGUUCAGUGUGCAGUCUACUCAAGCAAUGCAGCUCCCCGUCUGUAUGGAAGCCCUUCUUCAUACUCACCUUCUUCUUCAUUUUCCAAGAAGGCUCAGGAAUCUACAUAGUUCUCUACUAUGCUGUCCACUUCUUCCAGAAGAUAGGCUCGUCGCUCGAUAGCAAUGUUGCUUCAAUACUCGUCGCAACAGUUAGACUCUUCAUGAGCAUAACUGGGGCAAUUUGUAUACAACAUUUCAAGCGGAAAACACUAGCUAUGAUUUCCGGGAUGGGAAUGGGACUGUCCAUGGCCAUAUGUGGACUGUAUUCAUAUCUCUACGGCCACCUACCCGUAGAAGACAGGAUGUAUCGCUGGAUGCCAUUGCUAUGUGUUGUUGUAAAUGUAUGCUUCAGCAUGUUGGGAAUGCUGCAACUUCCCUGGCUGAUGACAGGAGAACUUUUUCCACUUGCAAUGCGUGGCCUUCUUGGAGGUCUGGUGUCAUCGCUUGCUUAUCUUUUCAUUUUUGGCACGAUUAAAAUAUAUCCCGGUAUGGAAGCUCGCAUGGACCAAGACAAAGUCAUGUGGAUAUUUUCUGCUUUCUCAUUCUGCGUUGUAAUCUAUGUAAAACUGUUUCUCCCUGAAACGCGUGGAAAAUCAUUACACGAAAUUGAGAUGAAGUUCAAACGUGAAGACUAUUCAGUAAAAAACAAAAACUUUGACCAAGAAGCUCAAAAUAAAACUCCAAAUGAAGUGUAUAUCAUCAGUAGGAACGACUAUUGAAUGAUUGACUGAGCUCAAUCAUUGGAACAUUGAAAUUACUCCUACAAGCUUCGAAGACAGAUGAUACUCUCCUAUCUCGGAAUAUUGGUGCGUUAGGUUUUGAACAAUUCUUUCAAAAAUAGGGUUGUGAUAGUACAAAAAUGUAUCAUGUGUAGCAUUGUGAUAAAAAACUUUUUAAGUGCCUAUUUUUAUAGAACUAUAAUAUAAAAUAUCAUAUAGUAAUAUGAUUAAU
Molecule: messenger RNA, 1978 nt
Organism: Nilaparvata lugens (brown planthopper)
Lineage: Eukaryota; Metazoa; Arthropoda; Insecta; Hemiptera; Delphacidae
Product: facilitated trehalose transporter Tret1
Exons: 4
Coding region: 256-1746 (496 amino acids)
Biological process (GO): transmembrane transport
Cellular component (GO): membrane
Molecular function (GO): transmembrane transporter activity
Source: RefSeq, a predicted model, not a curated record